AUGGUCGGCGUGCGCUUUAAGGAGGUCGAGAAGAGAGAUCAGGCAGUGAUCACCACCGGACAUUCGACACCCCAUCUAACACCCCCCUAUACUCCUCCCAUCACCACCACCAUGCCCGGCUUCGACUUCUCCAACCACAAUCGCAACCUCGCCCUCCACUCCCGCGGCGUCCCCCUCCCUAAAGCCACAUCCACCGGCACCACCAUCGUCGGCUGCCUCUACGACGGCGGCGUCGUCAUCGCCGCCGACACCCGCGCCACCUCCGGCCCCAUCGUCGCCGACAAGAACUGCGAGAAACUGCACUACAUCAGCCCGCAGAUCUGGUGCGCUGGAGCAGGCACGGCCGCAGACACCGAAUUCACCACCGCGCUCAUCUCGUCCAACCUCGAGCUCCAUGCGUUAUCGACGGGCAGGAAGCCGCGGGUGGUGACGGUGAUGACGAUGCUGAAGCAGCACCUCUUCCGGUACCAAGGGCACAUUGGCGCGUACCUCGUCGUAGCGGGCUGUGAUCCCACGGGCGCACACCUCUUCACCGUCCACGCGCACGGCAGCACCGACAAGCUGCCCUACGUCACGAUGGGAUCCGGCUCGCUGGCGGCGAUGAGCGUCUUCGAGACGCAAUGGAAGAACAGCAUGACCCGCGACGAAGCCGUUGCGCUCUGCGCCCAAGCCAUCCAAGCCGGUAUCUUCAACGACUUGGGGUCUGGAAGCAACGUGGACGUGUGUGUGAUUACGAAGGAGAAGACGGAGUUGUUGCGGAACUACAUCACACCGAACGUGCGGGAGCAGAAGAUGAGGAAUUAUAAGUUUGCGAAGGGGACGACGGCGGUCUUGGAUCAGAAGGUCAUUACGAAGGAGGAGAUUAGCAAGUACGUGACGGUGCAGGAUAUCGGGGAUGGAGAGACCGGGGUGGGGGAGAAGAUGGAGGUGGAUAGCUGA
Saxophila tyrrhenica is the source of this 939-nucleotide messenger RNA. RefSeq names its product proteasome core particle subunit beta 2 (gene PUP1). Gene Ontology annotation, cellular component: proteasome core complex. The transcript has 2 exons. Gene Ontology annotation, molecular function: threonine-type endopeptidase activity. The record is from RefSeq and is a predicted model, not a curated record. Bases 1 to 939 code for a protein of 312 amino acids. NCBI's taxonomy places the organism in Eukaryota, Fungi, Ascomycota, Dothideomycetes, Mycosphaerellales, Extremaceae.